This is a messenger RNA of Peronospora matthiolae, 162 nucleotides long. The record is from the annotation of a GenBank genome assembly. NCBI's taxonomy places the organism in Eukaryota, Oomycota, Peronosporomycetes, Peronosporales, Peronosporaceae.
AUGGCUAAGAAGUCCAGCGAGAAGGCGCAUGCGAUGAAGCUGUUCGUCAAGGACUCGGAGACUGAGAAGUACGUCAUUACUAUCAAGAAUGUGAUUCGUUACGAACUCGCAUUGGAAAGCGUUGGAAGCGACAUGUUUCAUUCAGGCAAGCGUUCAUGGUAA